AUGAUAAUGUUAUUAUUUUGUUUGUUUCAGAUGAUGUCAAGCACUUGUAAUCGGAGCGUCGUGCUCUUAUUAAUACUGUCUGUCGUCACGUUUUCGAACGGUGACAACAGUGUCCACAUAUAUUCUAAACUACAGCAAUACGUAACAUCCAGUACGCUUAAUUGGCUUCCGGUAAAUCAUUAUGACCCAUCAAAAGAGAUUGUUAUUGGUGGUUUCCAACGUGUACCAAACGUUGAGACAAAUGGUCAAGAUCCCAUGACCAAAGAACGGGCAAUGUUUGUGUGCCGUGUCUAUCACGGUGGCAUAUGGGUAGCCGGGAGCCAGAUUGAAGGACAAAAUCGGUGCACCGUUACAUUACUAGGCAAUUUUCAUUCUUACGAGCGUUAUGAAUUGCUUGAAAAUGUAGAGAAUUCAGCGCGACUAAGCUGGAUCCCUUGGGACAAGUUCCACAAAAUUCCAACGGGUGCUGUCGCUGCGGACACGAUGUUCGUAGCUCGACACGUUGUUUCCGCCGAAGAUGAUGAGGAGGAAGAAGAGGCCAAGAAUGAUAGCGUCUCGCCAAGUUACACCCACUACAUUGGAACGCUUGAUCACAAGGAUAAACUCGGGACAAUCACCUACGUUAAAGCCAACGGCGAAACGGGUUCAAAAUCAAAAGGCGAGGUCCUUGUCGAGUCAGAGCCGCUUUACUAUGACUUGAGGUCCGUCAAGCUGAAUCUUCGUCGUAAGCAUGUUAUUAAAAAUGAACCGAAGAUACUGGGCGAAGCAACAAUAAUCAAUUCACGCGAUGAGCCAGCCAAGUUAGCAGAGGCGUUUGGAUACACCUACAAUUACUCCAGUUACUGGGGACAGGGUCACGCUAUGAUUAAGGCUCUCAAUACUUCUAUCAUGCUUGUCAAUGCGUGGAGAUCAAUCUCGAACCAGGAACAGCAGUUAACGUAACACUCAAGGCUAAUUAUAUGGAUAUGGAAGUACCAUACACUGGCGAACUUAAUUCACAUUACGAGGACGGCCAGCAGAGAUCGCGAGAUAUCGUUGGAAUGCGUAGAGAAGAAACAAUGCGUGAUAUAACUCCGGUAUUUAGUCCGAUAUAUUUCAUAAGCAAUUUUAGUAUCGUGCCUACGACCUUGGCUCCUCCGACGACACGUGGAACCACUACUACUUUGAAGGCCAGCACCUUCAGCAGUAGCAGCAGCGCAGUUACUAGCAUCACCAAAAAUAGCGAGACGUCCUUGGAGACCACUCCUGAUAUGUCAAUUAAGAGCGAAGAUGAUGAAAACUCAAUAAUUCCACCGAGAAAGAGCGACCCCAGUAUGCAGAACGAUGAUGGUGGGCCUGAAUUGCUGAAGAACCAAGAACCAGGCGCUGUUACGGGAUUCUCUAAUGUAUUUAAAUCAAGUAUUACGUUAUUAUUAACGUCCGUCUUUGUAAGUCUGUACAGGAUCACGUGA
Messenger RNA from Cotesia congregata, 1451 nucleotides. NCBI's taxonomy places the organism in Eukaryota, Metazoa, Arthropoda, Insecta, Hymenoptera, Braconidae. The record is from the annotation of a GenBank genome assembly.